CUCGCUUCCUUCUCCGUCCCAAAGAGAGGAGGCCCUUUGUUGCCCGGGCUCUCGGCGGCCCCGCCCCCUUCUUCGCGCCGCGCCCCGCCUGGCCCCGCCCCCGGAGCUGGAGCCUCCCGGCGGGAUGCUGUUGGGGGCGCCCUCCGCCCCUCGGCGCCUCUGAGAAGCCGCGGGAGGAAAGGGAGGAGGGAGACAUGAGCCACUUCCAGCGGGGGGUCGCGCUGCUGCUGCUCUCCCUCUCCCUGGAGUAUUCAGAUGCCAAAAAACAGUGCUGGUACUUUGAGGGGGUGUAUCCUACAUAUUAUGUAUGCCGCUCUUAUGAAGAUUGCUGUGGUUCAAGGUGUUGUGUGAGGACUCUAUCAAUCCAGAGACUAUGGUAUUUUUGGUUCCUGCUGAUGAUGGGAGUUUUGUUUUGUUGUGGGGCUGGUUUUUUUAUCCGAAGACGGAUGUAUCCUCCUCCGCUGGUUGACGAAACAACUUAUAAUGUGUCAUAUACUCGGCCACCUAACCCCAAUACAGCAGGCACACAGCAGCCAGGAAUGGCAUACUACCCGGAGCCAGAGGGAGCUGUGAUGAGCCCUAUGGCAAUGACUUACCACGUCCAGCCGAAAUUUCCACACGUGAACCCAGUUUACCCACCCCCUCCUUCGUAUUGCAAUACCCCUCCUCCACCAUAUGAGCAGGCUGUGAAAUCUUCAACGUAACCUCAGGGUUGCAGGAUGUGGUGACUUGGCUAGAAAGAGACAGGAUUGGGAGCUAUGAAACAUUUCUUAGUGCUCCAGCAUCCUUUGCUCUUUUCACAGUUAGUAUUAUUUGAACAAGAGUGGCAGAUUUGCAGCAUCGGGUGAAUUAUUGUUUGGUAUAUUCCAAGCGAAAGUCUUUUUUUUUUUGUAUGUGUGUGUGUUUCUAAACCAAUAUUUAUAUCCCAUACAAUCUGCUUUUAAAAUUACUCUCAAUUGUGGUCUCAAUGCAUAUAUUAUGGCGCAGAACAAUGUCCCCCAGCCUAAAUGUCCUAGAGCUCUUUCCAAAAUUUUAAAUAGUAGAAGGAGACAUCAGCAAAUAUGAAGAGGAGAUAGCUCAAAUAAUUUUAAUAAGGAAGAUGGGUUGUCUCUGCUAAAAAAAAGCUCAGAGAACUGAGAAAGGACUGGAUGAAGAUGUCUCCAAGCAACUUCGGCAAGACGAUGUGUGAGAACAGUCUCUAUCUUGGAAUAAGACCCACCUAUGUUUCAAUAGCACAACCAUGAGAUGGGACAAGGUUGUACCAUCCCACAUGUCUCAACCCCACUCUUCUAACUCUGGCUCUAUUUUUGUUUCUGCCAGAGUGAAUUGAGGGAGCGGGGGAGUCUCUUGUUGCCAAUAGUUAAAAUGGCAAUAUGGUGAUAUGAAUGUAAUAACAAAUCAUUGGUUUUGUUUGGGGAAAAGUGACAGGUCCAGGUCUAACCACAGAAAAGUUGAAUUGCCUAAUAAAUAUUUUUAAACUACAGAGAAUUUCAGAAGUUAGAAAUGGUUUUGCUGUGGGCAGCCAUAAGCCCCUCACUGUGUACAUUGAAGGUGAAUUAUGUCUGCUAUUAAGAAUCUGAGAGACAGGUGUGUAGAACACGGGGAGCCAUGGUUUGCAAGGCAGAUACAUGACAUGCAGGGACUUUGUGAAGGCAAACCUGCUCUUGGCUUGGUUUCAUGAGUAAAAUGGCCCUUAGAUUUGGCCUGGAUGAUCAGUAUUUCUCCUCCAUAUUCCUUUCAGUCUUACAUUCAUUUUUAAGAUUACACCAAGCAUAACAUU
This is a messenger RNA of Anolis sagrei ordinatus, 1780 nucleotides long. RefSeq names its product VOPP1 WW domain binding protein (gene VOPP1). NCBI's taxonomy places the organism in Eukaryota, Metazoa, Chordata, Lepidosauria, Squamata, Anolidae. Gene Ontology annotation, cellular component: cytoplasmic vesicle membrane. The record is from RefSeq and is a predicted model, not a curated record.